Messenger RNA from Tarenaya hassleriana, 1123 nucleotides. RefSeq names its product L-ascorbate peroxidase 1, cytosolic. Gene Ontology annotation, molecular function: peroxidase activity; heme binding. Gene Ontology annotation, biological process: cellular response to oxidative stress; hydrogen peroxide catabolic process; response to reactive oxygen species. NCBI's taxonomy places the organism in Eukaryota, Viridiplantae, Streptophyta, Magnoliopsida, Brassicales, Cleomaceae. The coding region runs from base 120 to 872 and encodes 250 amino acids. The transcript is spliced from 9 exons. The record is from RefSeq and is a predicted model, not a curated record.
CCCAAAUAGCCAUCUAUAUCUAACUCUUGUUCUUCCUCCUCUCCCUUGUGCUCGUGUUCGCCUCGUGGAAACCACCUACAUUUCUUUUUGUCGUUUGGAUUCUCUGAAGAUUUGCAAAGAUGACGAAGAACUACCCAGCUGUGAGUGAGGAAUACAAGAAGGCCGUCGAGAAAUGCAAGAGAAAGCUCAGAGGCUUGAUCGCUGAGAAGGGCUGUGCUCCUCUCAUGCUCCGUCUAGCGUGGCACUCUGCCGGAACAUUCGAUCAUAGCUCAAAGACCGGAGGCCCCUUCGGUACCAUGAGGUUCGCCGCCGAGCAAGCUCACGGUGCCAACAACGGUAUCAACAUUGCCCUUAGGUUGUUGGAGCCCAUCAAGGAACAGUUCCCAACCAUCUCUUUUGCUGAUUUCUAUCAGCUUGCCGGUGUUGUCGCUGUUGAAGUUACCGGUGGUCCUGAUGUCCCCUUCCACCCCGGCAGAGAGGACAAGCCUGCGCCACCACCGGAGGGUCGUCUUCCAGACGCAACUAAGGGUAGUGACCAUUUGAGGGAUGUCUUUGUCAAGCAAAUGGGGCUGUCUGACCAGGACAUUGUCGCCCUCUCCGGUGGCCACACCCUGGGAAGGUGCCACAAGGACAGGUCAGGGUUCGAGGGUCCCUGGACUGCUAAUCCUCUCAUCUUCGACAACUCCUACUUCAAGGAGCUACUGAGCGGAGAGAAGGAAGGGCUGCUUCAGCUCCCUUCAGACAAGGCUCUUCUGUCCGACCCUGUCUUCCGUCCUCUCGUCGAGAAAUACGCUGCUGACGAGGAUGCGUUCUUCGCUGAUUAUGCCGAGGCACACCUGAAGCUCUCCGAGCUCGGAUUCGCCGACGCUUGAGAAGCCGUAUAUCUUUCACUGCCGGUGUUUGAUUGUUCGUUUGUUUGCCUGAUGAAGUAGUAGUGUGGUUCCCAAACUCGUGCUAUUUUUGCCGGUGAAUUAAGUCGUCCUCUCGCAUUUUGAUGUACGAGUUUACAUCUUUUUUUUUAUCUAUUUUGUUCAGUAAGAGGCGAAUAUGGAGAAGUAUGAACCUUUUGGGGACAAUGUCGCUUUGCUUCUAAUCUUUUAAUAAAUCUGUAAUUUAUAAUUUU